Molecule: messenger RNA, 952 nt
Organism: Telopea speciosissima
Lineage: Eukaryota; Viridiplantae; Streptophyta; Magnoliopsida; Proteales; Proteaceae
Exons: 3
Coding region: 32-916 (294 amino acids)
Source: RefSeq, a predicted model, not a curated record
UUUCUUCCAAAACUGUGAUUGCCCAUCAAACAUGAACAACAUGAAUGCUCCAAAAGAUGAUCUUGAAACAGCUUUGGAAGAAGCUUCAAUGGAGAAUAAGACUUUGAUAAUUGCUAUGAUAAACAAAGCUUAUGUUGAAGGGGAUAACCCUGGAGGAAUGACAAUGUUGGAUUUGUUCUUGGAAGCUUUCUGGCUUGGAGAAGAUACAAUACCAUUGCUCGAUAACCUUCUACUUGUUGCAGUUGAUCAAACGUCCUUUGACCGCUGCAAUUUCCGACGGCUUCACUGUUACAAACUUGUAACAGAUGGAGUUGAUUUCAGUGGAGAAGGGCUCUUCAUGUCUGAGAAUUUUGUUAAGAUGAUGUGGGCAAGAGUUCAAUUCCUUGGUGAUAUCCUCAGACGUGGUUACAGCUUCAUUUUCACGGAUACAGAUGUAAUGUGGUUGAGAGAUCCUUUCAAGAGGUUGAGCAUGGAUGAAGAUGUGGAUUUCCAACUUAGCACUGAUAUUUUCAAUGGCGACCCAUGGUCACAAAAAAACCUCGUCAACACUGGUUUCUACUUCGUCAGACCAAACAACAAGACCAUUGCUUUGUUUGACUCCUGGUAUGCAAAUAGAAACAGUUCAAUGAACGAACAGCAUAUGCUCGAGAAAAUGAAGAAUGAGGGUGUGUUUAAACAGUUGGGGCUCAAAGUGAGAUUCAUGGACAUCAUCCAUUUUAGUGGAUUCUGCAUUGACAGCAGAGAUUUUAAUGCUGUGACAACCGUCCAUGCGAAUUGUUGUCGUGGUGUAAGAGCCAAGGUGACUGAUAUGAUCAUUGCACUUCAAGAUUGGAACAAGUAUAGGAACUCAACUAAUCACACAAUGACAUUUCAAUGGUCCAAUCACUCGGCAUGCAUCGACUCAUGGAAAUUUUGAAGCAAUUCUGUUGAGAAUCCCACAUGUACAGAAUUC